Molecule: messenger RNA, 5302 nt
Organism: Elgaria multicarinata webbii
Lineage: Eukaryota; Metazoa; Chordata; Lepidosauria; Squamata; Anguidae
Gene: NEK9
Product: NIMA related kinase 9
Exons: 22
Coding region: 269-3172 (967 amino acids)
Biological process (GO): protein phosphorylation
Cellular component (GO): centrosome
Molecular function (GO): protein kinase binding; protein kinase activity; ATP binding
Source: RefSeq, a predicted model, not a curated record
GGAGUGUUUGGGGGCUGAGGGGCCUCGGCGAGGCCGGUGAAGGGGGCAGUCCGGGGGACCCUGUCUGGGUUGAGGCACGGAGAGGGGCGCGCGCGUGCGCACAGCCCCGCUGAAUCUGUGGCGGCGUCGGCGGCGUCUGAGACAACAGCAGGAAGUUUGCCCACCAUCACCGUUGAGGGGGGCCUGAACUCCCCCUUAUCCCUGCAAGGCUCCCCCUCAGCGUCCCCUUCCUCAGCCUUAGGCAGGCGGCGGCGGCCGAGCAGCAGCCAUGUCGUUGGACCAGUAUGAGAGGCACUGCGACUCCAUCAACUCCGACUUCGGCAAUGAGUCCUCCAGCAGGAGCGGUCCCCGGCCUGGCCCUGCCGCGGUCUUGGGCGGCGAGCAAGAGGAGUUGCAUUAUGCCCCCAUCCGUAUUCUGGGCCGGGGAGCCUUCGGAGAGGCCACUCUGUACCGCCGGACUGAGGAUGACUCACUUGUAGUGUGGAAGGAAGUAGAUCUUACCAGACUGUCAGAAAAAGAACGCCGUGAUGCUUUGAAUGAGAUUGUUAUCCUUGCUCUGUUGCAGCAUGACAACAUUAUUGCCUAUUACAAUCAUUUCAUGGACAACACAACACUGUUGAUUGAAUUGGAAUACUGUAAUGGGGGAAACCUCUAUGAUAAGAUCCUGCGGCAGAAAGACAAGUUGUUUGAGGAAGAGAUGGUGGUGUGGUACUUAUUUCAGAUUGCAUCAGCAGUGAGCUGUAUUCACAGGGAAGGAAUCCUUCACAGAGAUAUAAAGACACUGAAUAUCUUCCUCACCAAAGCAAAUCUUAUAAAACUGGGUGACUAUGGUUUGGCAAAAAAGCUGAACUCUGAGUAUUCCAUGGCUGAAACUUUGGUAGGAACCCCAUACUACAUGUCUCCAGAGCUCUGCCAGGGAGUAAAAUACAACUUCAAAUCUGAUAUCUGGGCAGUUGGCUGUGUUGCCUUUGAGCUCCUCACACUGAAGAGAACUUUUGAUGCAACAAAUCCCUUGAACCUCUGUGUGAAGAUCGUGCAAGGGAACCGGACAAUGGAGGUUGAUUCCAGUGUUUAUUCUCCAGAUCUCAUCCAGGUGGUACACUCUUGCCUUGAUCAGGAUCCUGAGAAGAGGCCUACUGCUGAUGAGCUGCUUGAGAGUCCCCUUAUCAGCAAGUGCAGGAGGGAAAUGGAGGAGAAAGUUGUGCUGCUUAACGGGCCAAACAAACGACCAAGAACAAGCACCAUGAAUGAGGCUCCCAUUGCAGUGGUGACAUCACGCACUAGUGAAGUAUAUGUAUGGGGAGGUGGGAAGUCCACUCCUCAGAAGCUGGAUGUCAUUAAAAGUGGCUGCAGUGCACGACAAGUCUGUGCAGGAAACACCCACUUUGCAGUGGUGACAGUUGAGAAGGAGCUGUAUACUUGGGUGAACAUGCAGGGGGGCACCAAAUUGCAUGGCCAACUGGGCCAUGGAGACAGAGCCUCAUAUCGGCAACCUAAGCAUGUGGAAAAACUGCAGGGCAAAGCCAUUCGCCAAGUGUCUUGUGGAGAUGACUUCACUGUCUGCAUCACAGAUGAGGGCCAAGCCUUUGCCUUUGGCUCAGACUACUAUGGCUGUAUAGGUGUUGACAAGGCAUUUGGCUCUGAGGUGCUGGAGCCCCGACAGCUGAACAUCUUCCUCAACAAUCCAGUAGAACAAGUUUCCUGUGGAGAUAACCAUGUGGCAGUGCUGACUCGAAACCGAGAGGUCUACACAUGGGGCUGUGGAGAAUAUGGCCGCUUAGGUUUGGAUUCAGAAGAGGAUCACUCAAUCCCACAGAAGGUGGAAAUUCAGAAGGCCUCCAAUAUUGUCUCAGUCCAGUGUGGUGGUGAUGGCACCUUUCUGCUCACACAGACAGGCAAAGUAUUGGCUUGUGGUCUGAAUGAAUUCAACAAGCUGGGCUUGAACCAAUGCACUUCAGGGAUAAUUAAUCAUGAUGCUUAUCAAGAAAUUCCAUACACCACUUCCUUCACUCUGGCCAAAAAACUUUCCUUCUACAAGAUUCGCACCAUUGCCCCAGGAAAGACACACACAGCUGCCAUAGACGAGCGGGGUCGUUUGCUUACCUUUGGCUCAAACAAGUGUGGCCAACUGGGUGUUGGAGACUAUAAGAAGCGUCUGGGUAUUAAUCUGCUCGGAGGACCUCUUGGGGGGAAGCAGGUCAUCAGAGUUUCUUGUGGCGAUGAGUUCACUAUAGCUGCUACUGAUGAUAACCAUAUAUUUGCCUGGGGGAAUGGCGGGAACGGCCGUUUAGCAAUGACCCCAACCGAGAGAGCUCAUAGUUCUGAUAUUUGUACGUCAUGGCCUCGGCCCAUUUUUGGUUCCCUGCACUAUGUUCCAGACUUAUCUUGCCGUGGUUGGCAUACCAUCAUAAUUGUUGAAAAGGUUAUAAAUUCGAAAACCAUCCUCCGUUCCAGUAGCAGUGGCCUAUCUAUUGGGACUGUGGCCCAGAGCUCUACAACUGAAGGAGGAGAAGAGGAGGAAAGUGAGCACGAUUCUGAGACUCCCGAUCCCAGCAGAGGCUUCCGGGGAACCAUGGAAGCAGACCGUGGAAUAGAGGAUCGGAUCAGCACAACAGAAGCAGUUGCAGAUAGCAGUGUUGCUAGCAGCUCCUGCCCCAGCUGGCUGCGCAAGGAACUGGAGAAUGCAGAGUUCAUCCCCAUGCCUGAAACCCCCUCUCUUGUGAGUCUGAGCUCUUCAGAAUUGGACAAAGAAACUCUUCCCUACAACGAGCUGAAGGGACUCCACAUGGCUUCGCCCACACCUGUUGAUAUUAACAAGUCCAAGACAGGGGCCUGGAAGCACCUCUUGGAUUCAGCAGAGCCCUGUUGUGGGGAGAAAACAUCUGUGGUACCAACUACAUGUAAAUGCAGUUUGCUGCAGGCUGAAGUGGAGCAUCUGAGUGGUUUAAUCUCCAAGUGCUUGGCUGCCCAGGAGAAGCUGCAGCAAGAAACCACCCGUCUCAGUGCCCAGGUCCAGAUUCUCUCCAGGAGGACAGAAGGAACACCUCAGCUGACGGCUCAUUCCAAAGCCACACAAACAACGAAGGAAGAGGUGGAAGCAGAUCCAAAGCCUGAAUUGGAUUCUGACUCCUGGUGUCUCCUGGGAACUGACUCAUGCCGCUUCAGCCUGUAGUCUUUUGAGUCCUCUGGAAUCCAUCCAAUUUCACAGCACAUUAACUGAAUGCAGAGAGCAGCUUUGCUGGCUUCAGGUCCUUUGUGAACAAGGAGGUCAGGGUCUCUAUAGCAUCCAUGUAUGCAAGAGGGGAAGCACCUCCUUAAGCUAUGAACCUGGGAGGGAAUUUAGAGAGACAGAGCCCCAUGUUCAAGCCAGGCUCUGUUCAGACAUCACGUCAGCAACAAGCCCUCUCUGUAUGCAUUAUGUCAGCCUGCCUUGAGGCCAGGUAGCCACACCACAGGAAUGGCUCCAAUAGCAGCAUGUGCUUCAUUUCUUUCCCAACUUCGCAAGCAGUAGUCACCUCAUCUUCAGGUAUUUGAAAGAGAAAAAGUGAUUGAAGGGGAAAAACAAAUAACCAUCAACAUUCAAAUUGAAAUGCUCUAAGUUACUUUUAGCCCAAAGUCAAAGGGGCAGGACCCCCAGUCUGUGGGGAAGUUGCUUGCGGGAGGGGAAGCCUAGAAAACAUUUUGUUCUGAAAGUGUGUGAAACUUCCCCAGAAGAAAUUAUGUCUUUCACUUAGGUGCAUUCUAGACAUAUUUCCUACGGCCUGUACAAAAAGUGUUUAUAACUUUAACUUGAAGGAUAUUUGGAAGAGGAUCUCUUUUCUUAGCAUUCCCACUAAGCACUGUUCGGAUGCAAAAGAAUUGGCUGAAUUUUCCAGCCAUCCAAGGAGUCUCUAGUUCUACAGUUCACAACAGCUAUAUUUUUAAGCCAGACAAGGAGUGUGUGGAUUUGAAAUUAGACCCACAGCUAUUGCUCAAUCUGUUCAGCUUGGUUUGAAUACCAAGUAAGCUAUUGAAAGCCUUUUUUUGUGUGCUUCUCCCCCAAAUCAGUAUUUUUGUUUCCUGUCCGAUACUUGAUAAAACUGGAGCUGUGUCAUUUUUAACAGAAUGCAUCCAUCUAAUCAAAUUACUGGCAGUAGCUUGAGAUCAUUUCUUGUAUUAUCAAUAUUAAGCUCUAUAUGAAGGAACUUUGAAGAUAGGAUUUUCCACUUCUGGAAAUGAAAUAUUUUUGCUAAAUGGUUUACCUAACUGACUUAUACCUUUGGCAUAAAUGUGACUUCUGGGAGCCACACUGCAUUCCUUCCCACCAUGGAGUGGGAUUCCCACUGUUCCUUAUUUUAACAACAUUAUAGCCAAACCUAACUUUCUAGAACAGUUGCCAUAUCUGCUUAGUGACCCUUUAUUUUUGAUUUGGUAGUCCUAGAUUGUAAUCUCAAUCUCCCAUAUACAUGUCUCUUAAUAUCCCCUUAUAAAUUCUUACAGCUAUAUACAGCUGAUAAAAAAAAAUUCUGGCUGGAGAUGGGUGCCAGAGCAUUCUGCUCGAAUAGUGCAUUUUUAAGGAAUUACCUGAUUUGUCUCUUAAAUAAAGAGAUGUUAGUGUGCCUUUCCUUACAGUUAGUGGUGAAAGGAGAAGAAAGAGCCUGAAUAUAAGAAAUACCAAAUGUUCAGUAGAUUAUGUUAUUUGGUUGAUUUCCUAUCUUCUAAAAUUAUUGGAGCAGUGGUUGUUUUCAUGAGAGAAUGCUGUUGCAACUGCAGAGACUGUCCUAUUAUAAGGUAGGAACAGAUAGUGUCCAGCAAGGAAUUUCUGAGCUGAUGGGAGUCACUCUCCUGCAGUGCACUGUCUUUAUUUCUCCGUGCUCCACAUUUGGCAAGGUUCCCCUUGAAUCUAGUGGAGUACUGUAUUACCAUACUGAGUGAAGGUGACUUGUGCUCCACAGCAAUAUAUGUGCCUUAAAAGGAUUCACGUUGUCCCAACUGUGCCUGUUACAGACCACAAUAUAUGCACCAGCCCUGCUAUGCAACUAAAGAAAAUUUAAACAAGGACUUGCCCUGGGUUAGGGGUGAAGGGCAAGUAGGCCAGGGUGCCUUUGAUCAGUUUCAGAUCCAUUUCGCUUUCCCCUUUUCAGCAGUGCUAGCUCUGUAUAUGUACGUCUCUUACUAGCAUUGCUGUUGAUUUGUUAUAGUGGAACACGGCAUAUGCUUGCACCGACACUCUAGCUGAAAACUAGUUUGUCAUUAUCUAUCUUUGAAAGAUUCAGUGGUGGAAUGGUUUGAAGUUUUCUGUUUAAAUAAAUGUUGACACUCA